GUUCUCCUCAGUGGUGAGGGAACAUGGCGGCAGCUCCCACAUACAAUCACAAAAGCUAUUCAAAGGGAGAACCCAUUGAAAGGAAGACUUGUUUCUCUCAAAAACCUGAAAACCCUACUCACUGAGAGGAACCGGAUUCCUGCCUUAAGUAAUGGACAUCAGAAGGAUGGGAUGGACUAGAUUGUAGAAAACAAACUUCAGAAAUCAAAGAAAAGCAGGGUGCUACUUUCAUCUCAACAGGUCACAGUAUCAAUACAGCAGCCAAACUACAAGGCUUGAUCGUCUUGCUAUGAAAACAUCUGUAUUGGUUCUGAUGAAGAGUCUUGUCACCGGUUUUUGAUCUAGUCUCACUCUUUCCACCUGAGCUGAUAAGUACUUGCCUCUCUUCAGAUCCUUGUGGAGGUAGGCACAGAAGGCAAUGCACUGUCCAAACAUCCAAUAAAGUAAGCCAGUGACCAGAACCAGGCAAAAGCAAGAAACAGAGGGAACAAAGGCUCCUACUAGGCCAUUUGAAGCCCAGACAGUCUCUGUAACCUGUAUCAUGAAUGACACAUCUAGCAGAAGACUGCACCGUUGUCCAGCAGCUCCUUAGAGAAUAGCUGCCUUGCCUUGGAAAUCAAGACUCUUCCCUCGUGUAAUCAUGUACAGCUUUUGAAGUAUUGGUUUUAUCACUAAAUAACUGGACAUUCAGAACCUGAAGAGGCAAUAGUAUAAAACCAACACUAGAAACAGGACCUUUCUUAUAGAAAACUAAGGAAUAUCUCUAGGUGCUGUCUCCAAAAGUGAGCUUGCAAAACAAACUGGAACUUUGAGAUUGUCAAUAAUUCAGGAUACUUGCAUUUUAUUUGUAAAGAAAGUAUGGCUACUCUAAUGGUACAUGGUUUUGUUCAAAUAUGGAGCAAGAAGAAGGGGAUGUCUAGCUCCAGAGAAGCAUACAUUGAAACAGUGGAAGGAAAGAAGAAGAUUAGACUGGUGGUCUAUUUCACCAAUGGAGAAUAUCUAACUUUUCAGCUAAGUAAUAAUAUUAAAAAUGUGGUCCUUAGAUCCUAUGGAAAAAAGCAAAAUCACCUGCACUUAACUUUCCAAAAUAAUAACUUCUUGUUUAUUGAAAGAUUAUCUUCCAAAGAUGCUAAAGAGUUGAAGAUGUUCCUGGAUAAAGUCCAUCAAAAUAAUACUCAGCCAUCCAUGAGACCUGUUAAGGAUGGAGGUAUCUUUGCCAGCAUGACAACACCAAAGGAAAUUAACAAAAACUCCUUCCACAGAGCGUGCAAGAAGCCAGGUAGUGGAUCUUUUGAGACAAGAGAAGGAAGUGGAACACCUGACCUUCAGAAGAUGCCUUUGUUUACAUCAAAGUCAUCAAGACUUAGUUGGAAAGAUUUACCAGAGAGUGGAGAUGGGAAGAAGAAAAAGAUGCUAUCAUCUGGCUCAGAGAUGAGUGGGAAAAUACAGAGUAACUCUGUAAGAAAGAAGAAAUCCCAGACAAACCCCUUGAGGUAUGUAAGUCAUGACGAGAAGAAAAAACUGAGGUUAAAACUUUUAAAAAAGAAUCAGAAAUUAGAAUUUGAGCCCUUACUCAAGUCCAUUUCUCCUGGAGAGCCUUACCUAGAUGGCAAAAGUCUUCUUCAGAUGCUCUCUGAGAAAAUAUAUUUGACAUUUCUGUUGGAACCAAGGUAUAAUGCAGAUGACCCAGAGUGGGACAAACUCAAGAUGACCUUCAACUUCUACCCAGAGAAACUAUGGCAAGGCCUCCCCAAUUUGGGAAACACCUGUUACAUGAAUGCUGUUUUACAGUCUUUAUUUUCCAUUCCAUCAUUUGCUGAUGAUUUAUUCAGCCAGGAUUUCCCGUGGGGUAAAAUUCCCCUUGAUGCUCUUAGGAUGUGCUUGGCACAACUGUUUGUUUUGAAAAAUAUUUAUAACAUAAAAAUCAAGGAGAGGUUACUUGUAAAUAUUAAAAAGGCCAUUUCAACAGUUGCAGAGAUAUUCUCUGGCAAUAUACAAAAUGAUGCUCAUGAGUUUUUAGGUCACUUUUUGGAUCAGAUGAAAGAGAACAUGGGGAAAAUAAACACACUUUGGAAAAUGAAAAUUGAAUCUGAGCAGGACAAUUCAGCUCAACAGGUCUUUGCUGGCAGUGCUACCACCAGAGUACUCAUUUGUCCCAUCAUCACUAAUUUUGAGUUUGAGUUGCUGCGCUCUAUUAUUUGUCAAGCAUGUGGUCAGGUAAUUUUGAAGACGGAAGUGAGUAAUUAUCUAUCCAUCAAUCUACCCCGGGGAAUGAAAGCACUUCCUUUGUCUAUUCAGUCAGCCUUUGAUCUCUUCUUUGGAGCAGAAGAACUUGAGUACAGAUGUGAGAAAUGUCAGCACAGGAGUUCUGUUGCAGUGCACAAAUUCAGUAGGCUCCCCAGGGUUCUUAUUGUUCACCUGAAACGUUAUAUCUUCAACGAGUUUUGGUCGCUAAGGAAGGAUGAUCAGGAAGUUGUUAUUUCCAAGUAUCUAAAGUUAUCAUCUCAUUGUAAUGAAAGUACGAAACCACCUUUUCCCGUGAGCAAGAAUGCGCAUAAUAGGGACUUCCAAAUCCUAAAACUCUUUCAGAAGAUGAGUGCUGGCACCAUCUGUCCAUCAGCAGCUUCAUCAAAGUUGGCCUCGGCAUCCAGUGAUUCCCCAGUUCCGCAUGCUGGACCAGACAAAGGGUCCGAACCACAGAAAUGCCAGAUUUUCUAUGACGGGUCCAGCAGAGUACAACAGAAAAAGGACCUGGGCAAAAGCUCUGAACAGAAUAUAACAGAGUCCAAAUUGCUGAACUUAGGAAAUGGAGCACUCAUUGAAAAAGAGCUAUUUGCUGCUGGCUUAAUGAUGGAUCUGGAAGCAGUGUCCCCUUCUCUGAUCCAUGACAAAGAUGGUAAACCCACCAGUAGUCCAGAAAUACGCCUUGCUGAAGCCUAUCUUCAAGAAGCAUCUGAAAAUCUAAAGCAAAAGAAAUACGACAAAACUGACAUGUUUGUAGAUUUUGAGAGUGUUGCUAAGAUCCUUGAAGACUUUUUUGAAGGUAAAAAACCCAGAAUUUCAAAAAAAACAGAAUUCCAAAAAGCAGCUGAACGGAGACAGCAGCAUGAAGCAAUGAGGAUCUACGAACAAGCCCUUCAGCAGGCACUGCUUCAGAUCCUUUUGAAGCCAGAUGCUCAGUGGUACAUGCAGAACCUCAGGAGACCCACAAACCUAGGUCCCCAGCAGGCCAGAGUAAAUUCCCAAGGUGCAUCGUGUUCCACUAAAAACCCUGGAAACAAGAAAGUUUUAGAUACGGAGAAGACAGAAAUUAAAGCCAAGAAAUCAAAAAGAAAUGCGAAGGUGAAUGAUCGCUAUGCCUAUCGGCUCAUUGGUGUUGUCAGCCAUCUGGGGAAGACCCCAAAUUCAGGCCAUUAUAUCAGUGAUGCCUAUGACUUUGAGAGGCAAGUGUGGUUCACAUACAAUGAUCUCCAGGUAUCAAGUAUCCAAGAAGCUCUGAUGCAGGAGGCCAGACUUUGCACCGGGUACAUCUUCUUUUACAUGCACAAUGAGAUAUUCGAAGAGCUGUUGAAAAGGGAAGAGAACUCCCAGUCUCCGAGCACAGAAACAGGGGAGAUCCCUCAGGAGAAAUAAGUGGGAUGGACUCCUGGUUUUACACAUCUGCUUGAUUGCCUCAUUGGCUACCACUUCCUCCAUGGAAGAAAAACUCUGAACUCUAGCCAAAGAUGAAGAGGUAGUUGGCAUUCAGGACGAGAGUUCAAGCAGAAACACUUGGAAAAAUCUCCAUUCCUAACCCUAAUACAGACACUUCAAUACCACAGUUCCACCUGAUAAACGUUCUUUUCUAGUAGACUACAAUUGUGCUCUCCAUAUUCUAGUGCAGUGGAUUUUAUUUUAUUUUUAUUUUACUUUAUUUUUAGUGUAGUGGAUUUUAUUUUAUUUUAUUUUAUUAUUUUAUUUUAUUUAUUUAUUUAUUUAUUUAUUUAUUUAUUUAUUUAUUUAUUUAUUUUUUUAGUGUAGUGGAUUUUAAAUGCAGCCCUUGAACCAGCAGCAUUAGGAGCAUGGAGAAACCUCUUUAGAAAUGCAGAUUCUUGAUUCUUAGGUCCCAACACAUACCUAGUAAUACAGAAACUCUGGUGGGGACAGGUUGGAACAGCAAUUUGAUAGAGAUUGUCUAAUGCUUGAGAAAUUUGGAGAGCUACUGUAGUGUGUCAGAAUAUCUUGGUGGAUUUUGCUGUUGUAUAUUGGAAUGAUUUAUAUUUCUAAAGGGGUUUCAUUAUGCUUUUUGUUUCUUAUAUUCACGAAUGCCUUUCCUUCAGAAACUUAUAAAAACAUAACACACACACACAGAAAUCACUUUUCUGAUCAUACCCAGUGAUUUGAUGAAAAAAGUUAGUUUCUGAAGUCCUGACCAAAAAACCCACAAAAACAAGAACACCAAUUGCCUAGGUUCUAGCAAUCAAAAAACAAAAAACAAAACAAAACAAAAAAACAGUUGCUGUGGUCCUAUCAAUAAAUAGUAAAUUAAGCGGGUAACUCAAUGAAUCCUUUGCAAAUACGCAAAUGAGACUAUAACACUGGGUCAAGUCUCCAAAUUGUUUCUUAAACUCUUCCUUUUCCUCAAUGUCAAAGGGACAUGAAAGUAUAUAACCUUCAAGCUCAAACCGUAAGGAUGGAGAACUUAUUUGCCCUUAAGAAACUGACCCAUUUUUUCCUGUUUCCUAGCAAGCUGUUCUUGGUCAUUCUGGUCUUCUCAGAGAGACACUUGCUUUGCCUCAAAGGUCUCAUUCAGACUUUAUCUGAAUCCUUGAACAAUCCUCUGCAUUCAACAUUGUAAGACUAAUUCUGGAUUUCUUUUAUUUCUCCAUAUCUUUUAGCAAAGUUGGCUUUAUUCCUUUAAGGAAUAAAUAGCGUACACUUUAAAGUGGCCUUGUAGGAUUUGUAAGUCUUACUCAUUACUGAUUUUGUACAAUGUCCUAAAACUUGCACCUAUUGAUACUAUGUUAUAAAACUUGUGCCUGUUUAAUACAGUGUCAUAAAAUUUGUGCCUGGAGAUGAUCUGCUUCAGGGAUUAAAGCCUCAUGGAUCCCGAGGUGGUCAUAUUCUGUCGGAACUCCAUGCGAUUUAGGGAUUUGGAGUUCUGAUAGUAUGUAGGUGCCAUCUCUGUCACCUAGCGUUUUCUCGCCUCUGAGGCAGUGAACCUGUAACACCUUGUACCUUUGUUAGGAAUAUAUUACUUAUAGAUUACUCAUGCUAAAAGGCUCUCUCACAGGACACAGAGGGACUGAAUUUUUGGUUCUACCUUUACUAGCACAGGUGUGUCCCCCCUUGUGUAUGGAGUAUGCUUUUGUUAUGGUUGUAUUCAUCCAACAGCUUGUUGAUGCUUUUAAUUCCAGAGAUCCCUAAAGAGGUAAGCUGGAACACAGUAGUGUAAGAAGAUUAGAAAAUGCCCUCAAAAGGGAAAACCAGAUUGGAAAGUUAAGGAAUUCUAUUGUUCACAACACGGUGUAUCAAGAAGGAGGUCUGAAUGAGACCUGGAGAUUACUGAGGCAGAUGCGAGAAGGGGCGCUUUCUAGAUGGAAUUAAUCAGUCUCAUGAAAGAAAGUGCCACAGAUGCAAUGAUGAGAAAUGUGUUCAACUUGCAUAGUACUUCAGCAGUUGCAGUGGUUGAAGGAUAAGGCUGGAGUUACACUUGGAGGAGAGGAAUUACAGUUUGGUUUCGCAAUUUUGGGAUUCUCUUCUCUAGAAGAGUUCAGUUGGAGCUCAGUCACAUAGGCAUGAAAGCAAGAGUUUUAGUAAAGAGUGAGCGAAACUGAUUUUGCUUGGAAAGGAAAAUGAAGAUGACAGUAGUUUUGAGAUUUAGAAAUGUGUGGUGUGGAGUGUAGAGUAUUAGACAUCCUGAAUAUGCUACUUGUUAGCACGUAGCACUUCCAGAAUGCAGGCUAAGUCAAAAGGUGAAGAAGAGGGUCGGGAUAUCUGUGACAGGGAAGAUCUGUCCUCCUGGACAGAUGGCAUGGCUGGAAUCCAUAAUUGUCCUGUGAGAAGAAAGUCCAAGUGCUGUAUACACUAUUUGCCUGCUAUACUGUUGUUUCAAUAAAAAAAUAGAAUAAUUCUUAA
Canis lupus familiaris (dog) is the source of this 6117-nucleotide messenger RNA. RefSeq names its product ubiquitin specific peptidase 26 (gene USP26). The record is from RefSeq and is a predicted model, not a curated record. Bases 859 to 3633 code for a protein of 924 amino acids. The transcript has 9 exons. Gene Ontology annotation, biological process: protein deubiquitination; G1/S transition of mitotic cell cycle. Gene Ontology annotation, molecular function: cysteine-type deubiquitinase activity; cysteine-type endopeptidase activity. Gene Ontology annotation, cellular component: cytosol; nucleus. NCBI's taxonomy places the organism in Eukaryota, Metazoa, Chordata, Mammalia, Carnivora, Canidae.